AUGAGGGAGGGUAAAGAGGCAGCGAGCAGGACAGGGAGUCACCUGUCUCACUCUGCCUAUAGGAAGCUCAAGAGAGCUCUCAGCUUCAGACCGCGUGUGUUUGGUCAGCGUUUAGAGGAGACGGUGCUGUACGAGCAGCGUUAUGGGAUGCGUUUGGUACCUCUGGUAGUGGAACAGUGCGUGGCCUUCAUCCAGGAGCGAGGCCUGCAUGAGGUGGGCCUGUUCCGGCAGUCUGGACAAGCCACCGUUGUCAAAGAGCUGCAGCAAGCCUUCGAUGCUGGGGAGAGGCCCUCUUUUGACAGUGGCACAGACGUCCACACUGUGGCCUCCCUCCUGAAGCUUUACCUCCGUCUGCUCCCAGAGCCACUGGUGCCUUACAGCAGGUACCAAGACUUCUUCAUCUGUGGCAAGACGUUGUCCUCCGACAGGCCACAGGGUUUGUUGGAGUUGAAGAGACUUCUGCAUGAACUUCCAGUAGCAAAUUUCAACCUGCUCAGCUACAUCUCCAAGUUUCUGAAUGAGGUCCAGAGCCAUUCCAGCAGUAAUAAGAUGAGUUGUCAGAACUUAGCGACUGUGUUUGGACCAAACAUCCUCAGAGCCAAAGCUGAAGAUCCACACAGCAUUAUUGGAGGUGCAGCUGUGGUGCAGCUGCUGAUGUUGGAGUUGAUUAGAGAACAUCAGCCUCUUUUCUCCAAAGUAGCUCUGCUCUGCUCCACCCACCCUCAGGGAGGUCUCCAUGCAUCACCAAAUGCACCCAGACAGCAUCAGUAUCACCCAGCCGCCUGCUCCCGGCAGCUUUCUUUGCCUCUAAUCACAGAGCGCCGGGGAAGAGGGGGGUCUGUUUCCAGUCACAGAGUCGCCGGACAGCCCCUCGACCAAGAUCAACCAGCCCAGUCCAAUAAUGAACACCACAACAGCUGUGUUUCCACUGCUGCCACUGUCAGCCAGAAGCAAACUCUUGGUCAUCGGUAUACAUCUUCUCAUCCAGAGAGCUACUUCUGCCCAUUGCCCUCAACCAGCCACUCCCUCCCUCAGCAUCACAAUGACAAAUGCAGCACAGUCCAACUGGACCAGCAUUGCCAAAGUGGACAAGAGUCAUACCCAGUUCCAAACUUGAAAGCUGAAGCCCCCACAUCCACCCCUCAAGAGGAACAGCUGCUGCCUGACAUCUCCAAGUGCAGAUCAAUGCUUCUUGACUGGACAGACGCACAGCCUGACUUAGGAGAGGUGGGGCCUUGUUACUGGAGCUCUAGUUUAAGGAGGGCUAUGCAGCAAGAGGGUGUUGUACCGGGCACAGCAAGUGGGGAGAGCAGUGAGGCCAAGGACGACAGCACAAUGUCUGUUUAUGACAACCUGGACAGUGCCUCCCCCAACAACAGGAUAGUGGAAGUGACUGAUGGCCAUAUUGAAUCCACUGGGGAGGGCAUGAGGACUGAGGAGGCAGUACAGACCACUGACUCCUCCUCUUCCUGGUCCUCCUGUGAGAUACUCCCAUUAGACGAGAGCAGCUGCCGGGAAGAUUGCAUCGUGGGAGGGAGUAGUUCUGUCAUGUCACAAAAGUUUUCCUCCAACCAGGGAUCCAAAGACGACAAUGAUGAGGAUGAUGGUGAAGAUGACAACAGCAAGGAUGAGAGUGAUGAUGAAGAUGAAAUGAACCACCAUAACUCCCCGGCCUCCGGUUCAGCUUCCUGUUCUGUCCCCAGUGAUGCUCCUCUUAGCACAGGCAGCUCAGAGGUUUUCCUCCCUUCUGGACCUUUAGAGCUUCAGGAGCUGCAGCCUCAGCCAGAGCCCCAAGAUGUUCACGCUUUACUGGCUGAGCUCCAGGAGCAGAUAACCAAGCAGAGGGCUGAGUACCAGGCCAGGAUCAAAAGGUUGGAAGAGUGUAACAAAGUCCUCCAAGAGCAGGUGGUGGUACUGAGUGCUAGUUUGGAGCAGCAGAAACGCUGGCAUAGUGUGGCCGAGAUCAAGAUGCGCAACGUCGAGCGAGCCCGGGUUGCCGCAGACCGCCGCAAUGCCACUCUACAGAGAGAGAUGGAACAGUUCUUCAAGAUGUUUGGAGAGAUCAGCGGAGAAGAGAAGAAAGGAGGGCGCAUUGUACAGAGCUUUUAAUUAAAGAUUAAGGGGAUAGAGGGAUAAUGGAGGACGGGUGAACACACACGAGAAGCAAUAGCUGAGCUGAGACAAAAUAUUUUCAAGGCUUUCAAGAAGGCCUGAGAUUUUACCCAAUAUGUAAAGCAAACUAACAUGGGAUUUCCCACAUCUGAAUUCCACUAGCUGGAAGUUUCUCUAGAAAGGGUCCAUACCUGAGAGCUAUGAGAUGCAGAAUUUAUUCAAGCUGCGGAAGUUAGUGUAUUUUAGCAGCCACUUGCAAGGCUCCCUCCACUGUCUCUAUAGAAGACAUUAAAUGAAAGUAGAACAAGUUCAACUUUUUUGAAUAGCAGUGGGUAUGUGGCACUGAACCCUGAAGUUUGCCUUUUAUUCGCUUCACUUUUCCUCUUGGGCCUAGUUGCAAAUUUGGGCAAGAAGUUCCUGCCAGGAAGCCUGCAUGUCCUUAUCUUGUUGGAUUAGUCAGUUAAAACAACCUGUGGUAUUUACAUUUUACCCUGUGUUGGACUGAUUUUCAGAAUUUACAUUUAGGGUUUGACAGCAUUUGUAGAGGGGUUUUCAUGCUGAAUGGACAUUUCUCCAUAUGUGGCAAAAAGAUAAAGGUCUCAUCUGAAGGUUAUAUACCCUUGGUGUUCUUCAGCAACCCAAGCAGUAUCCUUUAUCAUUCCUGUAUAACAAAGAUGUGGCGUAGCUUUAAGUAACAGAAUGUCAAUGUAUAUGUAACAAAGAAAUGGACACAUAUGGGAAACGUAUACGAUCAGUUGUCUUACCAUAGAUCUGAGAAAUGGAGGGACUUGUGGGAAAUGAUAGUCUGAAAAAAUAUGCCCAUAUUAACACUUGCAAAAUGUACUUUUAGAGAUGUUCAUAUAUCAGGUGACAUUAAUCUGACCUACCUGAAGAUGCUUUCACUUGAGCCAAAAGAUGUAGGUUUUGAGCAAAUUACUUGUUGGGAACUGAAAAGACAGCAGAAAAAUCUGAGGAAUAUGAAGCAGGUUUUAGGUUGGGCGACACUGCCAUGAUGGAAGUGAGUUAAGGUUAGCUGGAAUGGAAGUGACUAGCAAAGGGCACUGUACGUCACUUUCCUUCCCUCUUGAAUGCCAGAGAUCUUCAGCACUGUGGCAGACGUAAACAUCACGCUACCCCCUUUAAGAAGAUAUGGCCUCUUUGCUUUAAGCCUUUCGAAUAUCAUCCAGUUCCCUCCUAAGGAACAAUAGUUAUCUAAUCAUCUUACAUGCCUUAUGUUUUGUCUGUUAGUCCAUAUGCAUUAUGCAUGAUGUUAUGGUAAAAAUGACUACCUUGUCCAAGAUUAUUUAAUCUUUACCCAGUUUUAUUUAGCUUAGUCAAAGAUAAAUUCUGUCAAAUUAUCCAACAGCACCUGUACUUUUUUUUCUAAAUAUUAUAAAUUUUGCUUGAAUUGUGCCAACCAGAGCACCAUCAGAAAACAGUGAUAAACCAACAUAUUAAAUACAGACACAAAGUUGCUUACCUUUGGCUAAUUUUUCAUUUAAAGUGUCUUGAGACAAAUUCCAUCAUCAUGAGUAAAGGAAUUUCAAGAGAUCCAGCAAAAUUAUUGCUGCUCUGUUAAAUGUUUUUGACUAAUCCCCUUAAAAUGAGCUUGAUGAGCAUGGGGAAAAGACAAAAUCAGUUGCCAAGCUCAUCUUUUUGUGCAGUGCAGUGUCUCAAAGUAUAACUAAAUAGUAUGACUACAUUCAAUGGAUAUUAGUUAAGACAUUUGUGAGAUUAUUAAAUAACAUAAUUUGAUGGAUUCCAAAUUUUUUCACAUUAAACAGACCAGUGCUCUAAAUGCACUCUGCUGGAUUUUCUUUCUCGUUUGAAAAUAAUUAAGCAUGAUUCAAUGUCGGACAAGAUUGUUUUACAGAUGGAUGAUGAAAGAUUUAGGUCAUUUUGUGGUCAUACAAAGGAAAAAACUGCCACGGAUAAACAGAUAUGUGGUAACUGGUACUCCAUGACACUAAGGAGAGCUGCCCUUAACAGACCAACAUAUCGUCUUUUCUGAAAGAGAUAACGCAAAAAAAAAAAAA
Molecule: messenger RNA, 4148 nt
Organism: Lampris incognitus (smalleye Pacific opah)
Lineage: Eukaryota; Metazoa; Chordata; Actinopteri; Lampriformes; Lampridae
Product: rho GTPase-activating protein 22-like
Exons: 8
Coding region: 1-2109 (702 amino acids)
Biological process (GO): signal transduction; negative regulation of Rac protein signal transduction; wound healing, spreading of epidermal cells
Cellular component (GO): focal adhesion
Molecular function (GO): GTPase activator activity
Source: RefSeq, a predicted model, not a curated record